UUCACCGGAGGUGCACGCCGACGAAACUGGCGCCAUGAAGAUCAAGGACAGGAGCCUGCUCCUCACAGCCGCCUGCGGACUCGUGCAGAGCGUCACGUGGUUCGUGCUGGCGCUGUUGGGCGUCCUCGUCUACAAGUGCGCCAUCGAUCUGCCAGAUGAACCUGAUGCUGCAGCGCUAUUCGGCACACGGCUCGCACAGUUUUACCUCGCGGGUGACGAGUGCGCGAUGUCCAAUAGGUCUCAGACGGUGGGUCUCACGCCACCGGAAGGGCUUCUGAUAAUCAACAGCAUUAUCAUCGCAGCGAGCGUCCUCUGGGUAGUCGCGUCCAGCCUCCUAGUAUGGGAGGCUGUGCGGGUGAUGGAGCAGAGGCGCUCCUGGGUGCUGUGGAGCUGGGUGACCAUCACCGGCUUCAUCUGCCUCAGCGACUUGGGUAUCUUCAUCAAUUUCAGCGUCGACUACUCCAACACAGUGAGCAGAAUAAGGUCAGUGAAGAAAAUCCAAAAGUCCCUGGGCCUUGAGCCGUGGGACGUGGAAACCAUGCUGGACUUUCCGACGCCGGGCCUGGAGCUGCUGACGUACUCGGCGUUCAUGAUGUCGAUGGCCGCCCGUGGCUACGUGCUGUGGCUCCUCAACGUCGCCGCCGCUCUUUGGGUGGGUUUCCAGGCACUCGGUGGAGGUUGCCAUGCCGACGAUCAGGAUGAAAGAAAAUCACUGAAGCACCACUUCCUGACCUCACUGUACAGUGACCGGAGGGAUAAACCUGACGGGGUGUCGUCGCCGUGGGCCGUGCAGUCGCCGGUGGUGGGCACAGCGCCGCGGCCACUGCCAUGGUCGUCCUUUCGCUCUGCGCCGACAGUGGAGAUCCCACGGCCCUUCCGCCUGGGCCCACCACCGCCUGGCCGCCCACGCACUAACGCCAUCCCGGAGCCCGACUACGACAAUGAGUCACUGCCGCGAGAGCCCGCACAGCUGUCACGGGAACCCCCACAGCUGGCGCGGGAACCCUCGCGUUUGGCACGGGAACCCCCAUACCUGGGGCGCUCGCCGCCGCACGCCAAGGACGCACUGCGCCGCGAACCGCCGCCACUAGACGAGAUGCCUCGCCGCUCUGCCCUCAAGAAGGCCACCUCCCCAGAGUCCCGGUUUGCUGGCAAGACCGUUUUCUGAGUACACACAGAAGCCACUGACGUUCAGAUUUAACGGCAAUCACCUUACUAUCGACACACAUCCUUUUGCUGCAUCUGGAUUCUAUUAGUUCAGUACAUUAAUUUUAGAGCUCUUCAUUUCUCUGCAGCUUAUGUUCUUGUGUGUCUGCUGUCGAAUCAAUAAACAUCUUUACAAGUCUCUAAACCUAAUGUACAACAUUAUUUAUUUGUGAAGAGACGUGACACUGAGCAAAUGGAAAAGAAUGGCUGUUAUGCCAACCAUACGGAGUCUCCUAAUAAUUGAGGUCACAUGAAUUAGCUUUUUAGCCUUACUUACAACUACACUUACAGAGUUUAUUCCAUUAAAAUUACAUGCACACAUUGAAAAAUGUUUAAACUAGAGGACUUAUAUUACAUUUAUUUAUUUAUUUUGAUUAUUUUUUUCUUCUUUUUUGGCCAACUAAGGACCACAUGAUAAUUUCAGUUCCUUCUUCCUCUUCUUCUUCUGCUGACUAGGAUUGCCCUCUGUUUGCUAUCCUCAUUAUGUUGGUGUACUGUGGAUUUACUGGGACAACUGCUGUUAUAUCUCUGGGGUGAUCGUCCAUGCACGUAUUUUCCUUGCAGUCAUCUAUAAUUAAAAAUUUUAACUAGUCCUGUCGGUCCAUCCUUUCUACAUGGUCCUUCCAGUUACUUUUCCUUGCCUUUAUCCAUUUAUUUAUAUCUUGUAUUCCAAAAUCUGUCUUAGCAACUUCAUAUCCACCCCCAUAAUGUUUGUUUUAUAUUUUCCAUUUUCGUUUUUUGCAGCAUAUGUCACAACAGGAUGCCCCUCAGUUGUCAUAAAAUUGUUUCUCCAUACAGUAUUUUGCAGGUAUCCAGUUACCCUUUGUUGCUUAGCUUUUUUAUAUUACUAUAUCCAUUGUUUUUAGAUGAGAUUUGCAUGUUAUAUUGUGUAGUGCUUUUAUUAAAUUGGUGAAGUAACAUUUGUAAAUUAUUCUCAUCAUUCGCUGUCAUUAUAGUAUUAUCAUCAACACAUGUAAUGUUUAUCCUUUUGUUUCCCAUUUCAUUUCUUGGUUUUCUUCUUAUGGCAUCAAUAAUGUGGUUCAUUAUUAAGCUGUGGGCUUUAUGAGUCUCUUUGUUUAAUUCCUAUGUCUGUUAUAAUUUCAUCUGUUAAUCUUUCACAUGUUUUAAUUCUCAUUUUAUUACCUACAUAACAAUAAGCCUUAUUUCCUCUAUUGCUUUCUUCCAAUACUAUUUCAUCUUUGCACCAUGUCUCUGGCUUCACACCAUUUUACAUUUCUCUGUUGGAAUUCCAAAUUUAACUCUUUUGACAAUAUCUCUUUCUGCUGCUUCUUCUGAUUUUAUGUGGUGUAUAUCUAAUUAUUUUUCAACUUCUCGGAUCCAACUUGUUGUUAAUAUAUAUUUCCAGAGUUACUUGGACAUCAGUUUUGUCAGCCUAUUGUCAUCUAACCUGGUCAAUUUCCCGGAUAUUUCGGUCUUCCUUUCUUUAAUAUUUCUGUCAUGUUUUCUAUAUUUCGAUAUACUUCAUCAUUAGUUCUUAAAUUUCAAGCGUCUUUGCUUUAUAAUGGACAUGGAAUUUUCCUCAAGAUUACCCUCUCCACUACUUUUAGUUGUUCUUUUUAUAUGUUGGUAAUAAGCAUUCACUUCCAUAUGGGUGUUUUGGUUUAACUAGCAUGUAAUCCUUUUUUUGCAUUUGCUGACAUGAAUUUUAUAGUAAAUAUUUUUUGUUGUUUCAUAUUUUCUUUCCAUUUUGUCUAUAAUUAUUUUUAUUUUAUUUUAAGCUUUUAUUAUUAUCAGAAAUACCUGUCCCUGCUUGUAACUGCCUUUACUUUAGUUCAUCCCAGAAAUUACCUCACUUAGUGAACUAAAAUAUUUCACUUAUUAACUGAAAAUUUACUUCAGGAUCUUGUGUAUGUUGCUGACAUCAUGCGCCGCUAUGUGCUUAAAGAUGUGAUGUAUUAGAGCACCAAUUUAUUUAGAAACAAUGCCUCAGCUAAGGAUUUCAGAACUCAAAACAGGUGUUUUAAUCAAACUUAAUGAAACUCUCAUCUGUGGCCUUCUUAGUUUACUACAAAACAUGCACACCAAUCUAUCCCUCUGGAUAAUGCAGGUCUGUGAUGUGCCUGAACUUGCUUAGUGGAUGAUAGAAUAUUAAUGCAAGAUCAUCAACACUGUUACCAAUUUUCAAAACGAUAAUGUCUACUUCAUUACAGUGCUCUCCUAUGUAUUUUACAAUCACUCUAUUGGUAAAGAAUCUUUAUAAAUAUGUGUACUUAUUUACAAAGUUGUUGCUAUACAAAUAUUUCUACAUCUAGACAUAUUCGCUUAAAUCAUCAUGAAGGCAAGGAAAAUCCACUGUUGCAAAUAGCUGUUACCAUUAUAUAAAAACAAAUUUGUUUCCACUGAUCAAAAUUUGCAAAUCUAGAAAAAAAACAUUGAAUUAUUAACUACAUAACAUUUCAUUUUUGUCACAGUGUGAAUUAUAUGCUUUAAGAAGUAUUUCAUGAACUAUAUGAAAAAUAGUUGGCCAAUAAAUUUCACUCAUCAUCUU
Schistocerca americana (American grasshopper) is the source of this 3715-nucleotide messenger RNA. RefSeq lists its product as uncharacterized. Lineage: Eukaryota; Metazoa; Arthropoda; Insecta; Orthoptera; Acrididae. The record is from RefSeq and is a predicted model, not a curated record. The coding region runs from base 35 to 1168 and encodes 377 amino acids. The transcript has 7 exons.